AUGGUUCAACUGCCAGCAAUCCAUUUCAAUGAACUCAGUCCGCAGUCGUUCCAGGAGUUCUCCGUCCCGCGAUGGGACGUACACAGCCCAAGUCCGCCUCAAGGCCUUCCAGCAGCCAGUGCCAGCUAUUUACCGCUGGCACCAGCAUCUAGUUCAUACUCUAUAAGCCACCAUGAAGCGGAAACCGAGCGACAGAUUAUAUCAAAUCAAGAAAAGAUUAUCUCCGCGCCUCUGGAUUAUCUCGUGAGUCUACCAGGCAAAGACAUUCGCGGAAAGCUCAUCUCCGCCUUCAACGAAUGGUUCAAGAUACCCGAGGAAAAAUUGGAGAUCAUCAAGCGUGUAGUAGGGCUGCUCCAUGUGGCUUCGCUUCUGAUCGAUGAUAUCCAGGACUUUUCCAAGCUCCGACGUGGUUUUCCUGUCGCACACAAUAUCUUUGGCAUCGCGCAAACAAUAAACUCAGCCAAUUACGCUUAUUUCCAAGCUCAGAAGGAGGUGCUCGAGCUGGGCAAACCGAAAGCGGCUGAGAUCUUUACGGAGGAGCUUCUCAGACUCCACCUAGGCCAGGGUAUGGACCUUUACUGGAGAGACUCUCUCACCUGUCCCACGGAAGAGGAGUACCUCGACAUGGUGGCCAACAAAACCGGGGGGCUGUUCCGGCUUGCAAUCAAACUGAUCCAGCUAGAGAGUGACAGUGAUAAGGACUGUGUACCAUUGAUCGAUCUGCUCGGGAUAAUUUUCCAGAUCAGAGAUGAUUAUCAGAAUCUCCAGAGCGAUGUGUAUACCAAGAACAAAGGCUUCGGUGAGGACAUCACCGAGGGCAAGUUCUCCUACCCAAUCAUCCACAGUCACCGCAGCGACCCAGAUAAUUGUCAGUUGGUGAACAUUCUCAGACAGAAGUCCGAAGAUGAGAGUGUGAAGCGGUACGCGAUUCAGAUUAUUGAGUCUACUGGCAGUUUCGAAUACACUAGGCAGAAAUUGGUGACCCUCACGGCAAAGGCUAGAGACAUGCUGGACAAUCUUGGAUAUACAAAGAAUUCGUCAGGGCUAACGAGCAUUCUGGAGUUUCUGGAACUUAAACAAUAA
This is a messenger RNA of Penicillium soppii, 1083 nucleotides long. RefSeq names its product geranylgeranyl pyrophosphate synthase spyE. Bases 1 to 1083 code for a protein of 360 amino acids. Gene Ontology annotation, biological process: isoprenoid biosynthetic process. NCBI's taxonomy places the organism in Eukaryota, Fungi, Ascomycota, Eurotiomycetes, Eurotiales, Aspergillaceae. The transcript has 4 exons. Gene Ontology annotation, molecular function: prenyltransferase activity. The record is from RefSeq and is a predicted model, not a curated record.